GGCUAGAGCCGGGCAUCUGACUGAGGAUAAAACAGCGCACCCAGGUCCAAUCGUCUCACUCUGAGUUCCUCCAAACGCAGCUAGUGCGGGAUAUCGUGUUAUUUUCUCUUAAGCCGCUAAACCCCCACACCCAAGUUCAGCCAUGGAAGAGGAAAUUGCCGCACUGGUUGUUGAUAACGGCUCUGGUAUGUGCAAAGCUGGAUUUGCCGGAGAUGAUGCUCCCCGUGCAGUCUUCCCAUCCAUUGUGGGGCGCCCAAGACAUCAGGGCGUGAUGGUUGGUAUGGGUCAGAAGGACAGCUACGUUGGUGAUGAAGCUCAGAGCAAGAGGGGUAUUCUGACCCUGAAGUACCCAAUUGAGCAUGGUAUUGUUACCAACUGGGAUGACAUGGAGAAGAUCUGGCAUCACACCUUCUACAAUGAGCUGCGUGUUGCCCCAGAGGAGCACCCUGUCCUGCUCACCGAGGCUCCCUUGAACCCCAAAGCUAACAGAGAAAAGAUGACGCAGAUCAUGUUUGAGACCUUCAACACCCCAGCCAUGUAUGUUGCCAUUCAGGCUGUGCUGUCGCUGUAUGCCUCUGGUCGUACCACUGGUAUUGUGAUGGACUCUGGCGACGGUGUGACCCACACUGUGCCCAUCUAUGAAGGAUAUGCCCUGCCCCACGCCAUCCUCCGUCUGGACUUGGCUGGCCGUGACCUGACAGACUACCUCAUGAAGAUCCUGACCGAGAGAGGCUACAGCUUCACCACCACAGCCGAAAGGGAAAUUGUCCGUGACAUCAAGGAGAAGCUGUGCUACGUCGCCCUUGACUUUGAGCAGGAAAUGGGCACCGCCGCUUCCUCCUCUUCUCUGGAGAAGAGCUACGAGCUGCCUGACGGGCAGGUCAUCACCAUUGGCAACGAGAGGUUCAGAUGCCCCGAGUCCCUGUUCCAGCCCUCUUUCCUGGGAAUGGAAUCCUGCGGUAUCCAUGAGACCACCUUCAACUCCAUCAUGAAGUGUGACGUCGACAUCCGUAAGGACCUGUAUGCCAACACUGUGCUGUCUGGUGGCACCACCAUGUACCCUGGCAUUGCCGACAGAAUGCAGAAAGAGAUCACAUCCCUGGCCCCUAGCACAAUGAAAAUUAAGAUUAUUGCCCCACCCGAGCGCAAAUACUCCGUCUGGAUCGGUGGCUCUAUCCUGGCUUCCCUGUCCACCUUCCAGCAGAUGUGGAUCAGCAAGCAGGAGUACGAUGAGUCUGGACCCUCCAUUGUCCACCGCAAAUGCUUCUAAACAGACUGUUACCACUUCACACGCCGACUUACUGCGCAGAGAAUACCCAAAACAACAAAUUGGCAUGGCUUUUGUUAUUUUUUUUUGAUGCUUGACUCAGGAUUUAAAAACUGGAACAUGAAGGUGACGGCAAUGUUUUUGGCAAAUAAGCAUCCCCGAAGGUCUACAAUGCAUCUGGACUUAAAAUGUACUUUGUUUUUCCUUUAUUUUUUUUCUAGUCAUUCCAAAUGUUUAAUGUUAAAUGCAUUGUUCACAACUUAUUUGCCUCUAUGAAGGCUGCCCAGUACGUGGGAGCGCAUACUUAAAAACCUUGUAGUAUUACUUAUGUAAGUUAUGUAACCGAAAACAAUGUCUGGUUUUGUACUUUCAGCCUUAAAUUCUUGGUCGGUUUUUUUUUUUUUUUUUUUUUUUUUUUUGUUAUGCAAAAGCUUUACCUUUAUACAAACCAUAAAGGUUUACAUCCCCCUAGGCAUAUAAUAAGCCGUAUGGAAAGUGGCAGUGCCAGACGUAUGGUGGGGCCUACCUGUACACUGACUAAUACAAAUCAAUAAAGUGCACAUGUUUAAAAUGUUCUAA
Messenger RNA from Anguilla anguilla (European eel), 1846 nucleotides. RefSeq names its product actin, cytoplasmic 1. The record is from RefSeq and is a predicted model, not a curated record. Bases 143 to 1270 code for a protein of 375 amino acids. NCBI's taxonomy places the organism in Eukaryota, Metazoa, Chordata, Actinopteri, Anguilliformes, Anguillidae. The transcript has 6 exons.